Molecule: messenger RNA, 6445 nt
Organism: Ahaetulla prasina
Lineage: Eukaryota; Metazoa; Chordata; Lepidosauria; Squamata; Colubridae
Gene: RHOQ
Product: ras homolog family member Q
Exons: 5
Coding region: 627-1220 (197 amino acids)
Biological process (GO): small GTPase-mediated signal transduction; cortical actin cytoskeleton organization
Molecular function (GO): GTP binding; GTPase activity
Source: RefSeq, a predicted model, not a curated record
CAGUUUGGAUUCUAAGAGGAGGGGAAAGAGGAGGAGGAGGAGCUGGACGAAAGUGGUGUCCGUCUCGGUGCGGGUUUUGCUGCUCUAAGUUCCUCUUCCAAGCCUGCUGCUGCUGGUUUUAUGAAAGCCUGUGUCAUCGCGCCUAACUGGGGCGAGAGCAGGGGAGGAAAAUCCCUGUCAGCCAAAUUUGGCACUGGUUAGAGGAGGAGGAGGAGGAGGAGGAGGACUUCGACCACGGCGAGGGACAGAAGAAAUGCCACCUUCAGUGAUUGGUGGCGCCUGCUGAAACGGGCGAGCCAGCCAAAGCCCUGCUUGCCAGGCGCAGUCUAAGGCUGCCCAACUCCGGAGUGGCUGAGCUGGAAAUGCCACCGAAUUAGCGGCGCCUUUCCCGGCUCGGCGCGUGAAGGGCUCCCGCUCCUCCUGCUCCUCCUCUUCUUCUUCUUCUUUUCCCCCACCUCUCCGGCCCCUCCCCGCUUUUUCCCUGCUCGGCUCUCCCGCUCUCUAAAAUGACGAUCGGCUCGGAAACCUCAUCAUGGCCAACGGGACGGGGGCGGCGGCGACAGUCAUGCUGAAGUGCGUGGUGAUCGGCGACGGAGCGGUGGGCAAAACUUGCCUGCUCAUGAGCUAUGCCAACGACGCCUUCCCGGAGGAGUACGUGCCCACAGUCUUUGACCAUUACGCAGAGAGAAGAGACCAAAUAUGCCGAUCCCCCUUCCCCAGUUCAUCCUCUCUUUCUUUUUGCAGUCAGUGUGACAGUUGGGGGCAAGCAAUACCUUCUUGGGCUUUAUGACACUGCUGGACAGGAAGACUAUGAUCGCCUCAGACCACUGUCAUACCCCAUGACAGAUGUUUUCCUCAUCUGUUUCUCUGUGGUAAAUCCGGCUUCUUUCCAGAAUGUGAAGGAGGAAUGGGUACCAGAACUUAAAGAAUAUGCACCAAAUGUACCUUAUUUAUUGGUUGGAACCCAGAUUGAUCUUCGUGAUGAUCCUAAAACAUUAGCACGGCUAAACGAUAUGAAAGAAAAACCAAUAUGUAUGGAACAGGGCGUUAAAUUAGCAAAAGAGAUAGGAGCCUAUUGCUAUGUGGAAUGCUCAGCUUUAACACAGAAAGGCUUGAAGACUGUUUUUGAUGAAGCCAUUAUAGCCAUUCUAACUCCAAAGAAACACACAAUGAAAAAGAGAAUAGGUUCAAGAUGCAUUAAUUGUUGCCUGAUCACAUGAAAGCUGCUGGGACAAUGGCCACACAUAUUGUGAAAAUUGUGACACUGUGCAAAUAUACACUUCAAGACAGCAACACCUUAUUACGAAAUCCACUGAUUGACAGGGAAGCCGAUUUUAGGAACUGGCAUUUGGUGAAACCUACAGGGGGAGGGAGAAAAUCACAAAUAUGCGAAGCAGCAAGCAUCAUCUACUGUGAAGAUUUUAUUCAUAUGGGAAGGAACGUACAAUCUCUCAGGGGUAAUGUAGUUUAGGACAUACAACAAAUGUAUGAUCACAUUGCCGGCACAUGUUGACCAUGCUGUAAAACAAGAAGAGUAAAGCCCAACAACGCUCUGAAAAGAUUUGGAAAGCCUUUUGCUUUGACCAUAGCCCUGUGCAAUCUUCAUGGGAUCUCACAAUCAAAACGCCUUUCCUCCUUGUGCCAGUUAUCUGCUUUUGUAUGUAAGCUGCUUUCUAUUCCAAUAUAUCCACGAAGAUGCAAUAAGGAGACCGGCCACGUAGCCCAAGGUGGCUCCAAGUGAACAGGAAAUGGGCCAUACCUGAAAGAGGAAAAUGCUGCAUUAGAAGAAGAAAAGGAUGAACUUCAAUGAGCACAAGUUUUUGGUAUGACUGAAAGACACCAAAAUGGGGUACAGAAUCCUUUGCAAAGCUUGACAUGCUUUUACCCAGAAUGGAAAAAAAAAAAGGGGGGGGGCGUAAUAGCUAUCAAACAUGUGUUAGGAAUAUGAACAAUUGUACAGUUUUUAAAGUGCAUUAAAGUGUAACUAGCUGGUGGCUAUUGCAUAUGAUGCUUGAUCAGAACCAGGUAAGAAAUAUGUGGUGUAUCUGUGGUCAGAGCAGUUGAUGUAUUCUUAUUUUCCAGUUAAUUUGCCGUUUUGUUUUUAAGCUGCUCCUUCUCCCUUCCCUACUACAUUCUUUCAAUCCUAGGUAGCUGGGUAACAGAGUUGACAUUGAAGCACAAUGGAAUGAAACAUAUUAAAGGAGACCAUAAUCAAAGAGAAAGGCAGGGGUACACGUCAUAAUGACUGCUUCAUGCAAUGACUUUUCAUUGCAAUAGCCAUGUAUAUUUGCAAGGCAAAGUUCUGCUAUCAUGCUAGAAAUUAGAGCUGAGCAUCUAUCUUCUGUGGAUAGAAGGUUCUCCCUCAUUGGUGGCUUCUGAUCCAAGAGAAAAACCCCUGUAAUAAAAUGGAAAAACUGCUGGUCUUUCCCAAUUUACCGCUUUUCCUGCAGUUUUCUGAAGCUGCUUAUGGUCCACAAUAUUAGGGGAAUGAAACUGGGUUCUAUACCGAAAUGCCCCGUUUUUACCAGCAAGAGAAAUGUGAGCAGAAGUUGGUUCAGGGAAUGCUCCCAUGGUUGGAACUAGAUCCAGCCAUCCUUAAAAGAAGUUGAUCUCUCUUUUUCAACUCUUCCUACCUCUUGGUGCUGUUCUCAAAUGAAAUUAAUUGGCAUUAAUGAAUUCCUGAAAUUUUUUUACUGCUGUGUGUUAUAUGUGCACUUGGAAUUCCAAGUUGGGUAGAUAAUGUGGAGCUGCAGUUUAUAUCCCAAUAUUCCUCUGAGUUUAGUCAAGAUUUGAAACAUGUAAGGAUGAAAAUUCUGGGAGCAGUGCCAGAUAUUUAUGUGGAAUUCCUUAGUUAGUAUUACACAGCUGAAGAUAUAAACAUGGCAGCAGAAUCCCCCAUUUAUGCAGCACUAUCUGAAUUUAAGCCUUAAAACUGUACUCUAAGAUCUGUUUGUGAUGGGUGAAAUCAUAAGUAGCUAUCCAGAUCCACCCAGAAUAAAAUGAAGAUAGUAUUCUACUUGUAUGUAAGAACUCGGGCUAUUAAUCAGUCAAAGACAUAAUUAAAAAAGCCAGCUAAUUGAUCAACUGAAAUGGAGUCUGAAUGGAACAAAAUAACUAUACAGAAAAAGCAUACUUGUCAUUUUAAAAAAAAUAACAUCAUAGCAUAUCCUAGAGGAGAAAGCUUCAGAAUGUUAAAAAAAUAAAUACUACUUCCAAGAUAGUGCCUGCUUUCUAAUGUGUGUGUGUGUGUCUACACACACACAUACACACACACAUACACACAUAUAGACAUACACAAAAGAUAAGAUUUAAAAGUUGGUCAAUUAUGAAGGGUACCUUUUUAGCAAUAAAACAGUUUUGAUUGGUUUUACUGAUUAACUCACGAAAUGUCACAGUGUAAUAAAAAUGAAUGCAUUGCAAAUGAAUGCUGCUUUAAAUUCCAAUGGAUAUGCAAUCAAUUGAGUUCCUUAAUUAGACAAGGCAUCAUUUUGAUCAUUUUUCUUUCUUGAAGUGAAAUCCAGUCCAAGCUGGAUUUAUUUGGGCAAGACAAGAAAUAUUUGCUGCUUAACAAUAGAUGAAAUUAUAAAAAAAGAAUUUUUAUAUAUAACUCUACAGAGGCGUUUUCCUCUUUCAUUUUUGCUGCUUAACAAUGACAGGAGGAAGGGGUUGCUGCCACAGAGGGAAUGGACGAGUUGAGGUUCAACAGGACUACAUUUUUAUAAUUAUGAAUGCGUCCUGCAGCUGCAAGUUCAUUCUUAAAGCAUAUUGAAAAUGUUUAAAUUUUAAAAAAAUGGUUAGAGUUUAUUAAUGAGUUUUCAGAUUUGAAAUCUACAAGCUAUAAAUAUAAAGACAUUUUAGUGAAUAUUUUAAAGAGUAUUCAUUUCGAGCAAGCUACUUACCCCCAUUUUGUUAUGAAAGAUAAAAUUAAUUGCAGAUGGGAAUAUUUACGUAAAUGUAGAUAACAUGAAACCACCUUAAGAGACAUUCGCUCAUAGCUCUUUUGCCUGAGCUCUACAUGUGACAAAAAAGAGGAAUGGGGGCUAGCUAGUUCUACUAUUCUUUCAUGCUCAUCUUGCUUCUCCACACUGAAAUCAAUUGUUCAAAGAUUCUGUAACCCAGGGAGGAGUCUUACUGUACAGCUGCCCUUCACAUAUAGAAGGUAGUGAGAAUAGGGAAGGAAGGGUUUGUUCAUCCCAUCUCCUUACACACACACACACACACACACACACACGCAUACAUGAGAGCCGUUGAACAGGCUACAUCUUGCUUAACCAAGCCUAUAUUUAUUUCCACUCUGCUGAGUUUUCUGAGUCUCUUAGAAAAGGGUCUCUUAACCUAUGAAUGCAAACUGCUGGCACAGUAGCCUUCCUUGGCAUGAAUCACAUUCUGCUCUAAGCUAGCUACUCUAAAAUGAUUCUUAGAACGAUGAACUUGUGGCCAAAACCCAACUUUGUGCAAAGACACAGCUCCUGCAUGCACGACCAUUGCACGUAGUGUAAAUAAUCUGGCCUGAAGAACUGGGAAUGUCUUGCUCUCCCUUUUAGAGUUGCAAAUAUAACACUGCAGCAAUCAUAGUUAUCUGCUCCAAUGUUAAAGUUGUUACUCUGUGCUCUUAAUAUGGAUGAUAUACAAUGAUCCAUACCAUUUCUAUGGUAUUAAAAGUAUGCACAGAUAUUUUCAACAAUCAUUGCGGUGUCAGUGGGACCCCUUAGUACAUUGGUGGGCUGACCUGUAGACGUCUUUCAGCUAUUUUCAUGUAAUACCCUAUGAUUACAUCUCUCAGGACAACUCUCAUGAUUCUCAGCAAUUAUGAUUAGGAUUUGGCUCUUGCAAUGAAGUACAUCCAAAGAAUUGUGCAUCCAAGCUUAAAAACUGAUCUAACUGUUUGGGAGUUCAUACAGACAACUAUUUACUAGAAUUUAUUUAUGUAUAAGGCAAUGCCCAGUUAGACAAACCAGAGAACUGCUAUCAAAAUCCAUGAACUUUAACUUUCUUAAUACCGAUGGUUUAUUUUGAUAAAAGACUUUUAAACAUUUAGGGAAAAUUAAAGAUUAAAUUAUUUGAUUAAUGAAUUGGCUUUAGUUCCAAAACCUGUUUGCCCAAAUAGCACAAUAGAGGUCAUCUUUUAAUUUAAAUGAAGAAAAACAGUAUGUUGCAAUUUAUCUCUCCUCUUUUGUAGAAGGCUGUAGGUCCAGGCUACCUUUACCUUUUGCUAUGCUAAGGUACAGGUACACACUAUAUUUCCUUAACCCUUAUAAAAGGCACAAUUUACAAUCCUUUGUCCUUCAUCUUGUUUUUUAUUCAUCUCCUGGACUACAAAUGAAAUGUAAUCCAGGCAAUAUAAUGCAAAACAGUCUGUGUGUGGGUGGCAUUUAGCUCCUGUCUCCAGCUUUUGCAAUAUGCAGGCAUACCAACAAAUUAUAGAAUAUCUUUUCUUACGGUUGUUUUGGAAACAUAAUUGACAGACGUUUGAUUCUACCUGGGGAGGCUAUUUCAAACCUAUUUCAAUUUUGAAAAGAGCAGGCAGGAAAAAAAGUCAACUUAUUCCAUAUGUUCUCCUAGCUGUUAGAUUUUCCAUCAUAUUCCGCAGGUAGGCCUCAAUUUACGACCACAAUUGGGACAAGGAAAUUCCUCAUUAAGUGGUAUGGUGGUUAAGUAAAUAGCGACUGCACCUAAUUUUGCAACUUUUUUUUCUUGCCAUGGUUGUUAAGCAAGAUACCGCAAUUUGUAACCUGCCCGGCUGACUUCCCUAUUGACUUUGCUUGUUGGAAGCUAAUUGGGAAGGUCACAAAUUAUCAUCUCAUGACUCCAGACCACUGCAACCAUUGUAAAUACAUGCCAGUUGCCAAAUGCCUGAAACACAAUCAUAUGACUUUUGGGAUGCUGCAAUAGUCAUAAGUGUGAGGACUGGUUGUAAAUCACUUUUUUCAGCGCUUGUAACUUUAAACAUUUGCUAAACCAAUGGUGGUAAAUCAAGGACUACCUGGAAUGCAUCAAACCAGCUCCUUUGUUGUUUGUAAUCUGUUUUGAUUUGAUCUUUUGUGCUUAAUCUUCAUAUCACUAAAUGUGCAUUUAGUGUGUUAUAUAUCUAGCAUUAUUUGGAGGUCUUCAGAAGAGCAGUCAAAAUAAUAAUAAUAUGUUCAUAAGGUGCCUUAGGGACUCUUACUGACCUUGCUUCAGCCUUGUAUUUACAGCUGAAAAAGAAAGGUCACCAUUUCAAUUUGUCAUGCCUGCUUUUUCAAACCAAAGAUUUGUUUAUUCAUGUUCAGUAACAUGGCAUUGCAUAUUUUCUGCAGAAUGUUAAACAGUGUAUAUUUCAGUACUAACAUACUGCGCUAUUUGGUCUGGUGAAGGCUGAAUUUCUAAUGGACAUUUUCUUUCAAAAUAAAUUCAAUCUCUUCAGGAAUUAACCAGACAUUAAACAAUAAUAAAAAAAAUAAUCUGG